GCGCCCCCUGGCGCCUCCUCGGGCCCGCGUUUCCCGCCUCGCUUCGCGCUCCUCGGCCUUCGCGUCCCGGCGAUGGAGGCGGCGGCUCCGGAGGGCGCCGAGCCGGGGAGCGGCGGGAGCGGCGCGGAGGAACCCGUGGUGUCCCUGGCGGAGGUGCUGGCGGAGAACGAGGAGCUGGAGAAGGAAGCGCGGGCCGUGCUGGGGGGCAGCGACCACGAGCGCUGCAGUUACUCACAGGGCGCGGUGAAGCGGCAGGCCCUCUACGCCUGCAGCACCUGCACACCGCCCGGCGCCGAGCCCGCGGGGAUCUGCCUGGCCUGCAGCUACGAGUGCCACGGCACCCACCGCCUCUUCGAGCUCUACACCAAGAGGAAUUUCCGCUGUGACUGUGGAAAUAGCAAGUUCAAAAAUCUGCAGUGCAAGUUACUCCCGGAAAAGGGUAAGGUGAAUUCAGGAAAUAAAUAUAAUGACAACUUCUAUGGAUUGUACUGUACAUGCAAAAGACCUUAUCCUGAUCCUGAAGAUGAGAUUCCAGAUGAGAUGAUCCAAUGCAUAGUUUGUGAAGACUGGUUCCAUGGAAGGCAUCUUGGUGCAAUUCCCCCUGAAAGUGGAGACUUCCAUGAAAUGGUGUGCCAGGCCUGCAUGAAACGUUGCCAUUUCCUAUGGGCUUAUGCAUCCCAAUUAGCAGUUCCUCCUUUGACCAAAGCGAGCUCCCUUGAAGAUGAAGGGAUUGUCCUGAAGGUAGAGGAAAGUGAAGAGCAGAAGAAAGAAAUAAAAAAAGAAGGUGGAGUGGAACACCAUGACACAAAGGAGGAAAAGCAAUUGGAACAAUUUAGUGAACCAUCCACUAGCUCUGGGUCUGCCUGUCCUGAGGUAGUUACUAAGAGUGAGGAGCCCAUCUGCAAGCUGAAAGAGCUCCAAAGCAAGCCGUUUGUAAAAAAAGAUACUGCCACCUUUUGGCCAUCCAACUGGAGGAGCAAAUUAUGCACUUGUGAAGACUGCUUGAAAAUGUAUUCAGAGCUUGAAGUCCAGUUCCUGACAGAUGAAUGUGACACUGUCUUGGCCUAUGAAAAUAAAGGUACCAGUGACCAAGAGACAGAGAGGAGAGAUCCUUUAAUGGACACCCUUAACAGCAUGAACAGAGUGCAGCAAGUGGAACUCAUCUGUGAAUACAAUGACUUGAAGACAGAACUGACUGACUAUCUCAGGAGGUUUGCAGAUGAGGGCACGGUGGUUAAAAGAGAAGACAUUCAGCACUUCUUUGAAGAAUUUCAGUCUCGGAAAAGGCGACGGACUAACAGGAUGCAGUACUACUGUAGUUAAACUGAGAGGGUUUGGGUCUGAAAGGACACCUGGCUAAACAAUGUUCACAAACAGAAAAAGCAUCUUCAGUUUUUGGCUUCUCAUCAAAAUCCAGCUGUCCAAGAAACAUCAUCAUUUUGUCUAAUACGUCCUUCAUUUGUAGCACCUAAAACAUGUUCUUAACAAAUCCUUACAUUGCGCUUAGAGGGAUUUCAGUACCGAUGGACUUGGCAUUCCCGGGAGAGCCGGCCGUGUCUCCAGGGGAGGAGGGCGGGACGGGAGCAGCGUGUGCUGCACUCCCCUGGUUCCUGCCGGGCUGGAGCCGAGCUGUGCUGAACCUGCCCGGCC
Molecule: messenger RNA, 1650 nt
Organism: Melospiza georgiana
Lineage: Eukaryota; Metazoa; Chordata; Aves; Passeriformes; Passerellidae
Gene: UBR7
Product: ubiquitin protein ligase E3 component n-recognin 7
Exons: 11
Coding region: 73-1323 (416 amino acids)
Cellular component (GO): cytoplasm
Molecular function (GO): zinc ion binding; ubiquitin protein ligase activity
Source: RefSeq, a predicted model, not a curated record